GCGCUGCUCGGUGUAUUUAUUAUACCACCCCACACAGGAAUAGAAUAUACACUUAAACUAGCUCCUGCUGCAUUUUCUGCUCAAUUAAUAGUGUAUUAAACAACAAACAAUGUCCGCCUACUCAAGUACUUCCACCAGCCAGCCCACUGGAACAGGAGCAUCGGACUUGGACACAGAAUCCGUAGAAGUACUGCGGGAGCGGCUGAGCACCAUGAAGCGCCUGAUGGCCGAGCGCACGGCCCAGCAGCAGAAUAAUCCUGCAUCCACCGAGGAAAUCUUCUCCACCAAGCGACAACGCUCCGAGGGCAUUAUCGAUGGCAACUUCCUGAGCAUCGCCUUUGGCGGUGCCCUGCUGGUGAUCAUCACGGUUUCGGUGUACGCCUUCUACAAUCUCUACCAUGCCAUACUCAAGAAGUUCCCCUCAAAGCACGAGGAGCUGUAAGCUGCCAUGGCACGGCAAUGCUCUCUAUCCAUCUAAACAGUGUAUUACAAUUAUGCAUUUAAUAAUACAAAAAAUACGUAGUUUGA
Drosophila obscura is the source of this 528-nucleotide messenger RNA. RefSeq lists its product as uncharacterized. Lineage: Eukaryota; Metazoa; Arthropoda; Insecta; Diptera; Drosophilidae. The record is from RefSeq and is a predicted model, not a curated record. The transcript is spliced from 2 exons. The coding region runs from base 110 to 442 and encodes 110 amino acids.